Symbiodinium sp. CCMP2456 is the source of this 657-nucleotide messenger RNA. Lineage: Eukaryota; Dinophyceae; Suessiales; Symbiodiniaceae. The record is from the annotation of a GenBank genome assembly.
AUGGCUCGCUUCAGAUCCUCCUGUCCUGCUUUGCUUUGCGCUGCUUUGGGCUGGUGUUGGGCCAUCUCUGGCUGUUUCCUUCCGAGCCCACAAUGGCCCCGCUGCGAGGACGUGAGACUCCAGCGCCCUGGAAGGUCAGGGCAGAGUGCUUCCAGUCCUACUGGAACGUCCUUGGCCGGGGUGUCCCUGCCAGUUGGAUUCGUAGCUGCUGCUUCUGCGCGAAGCAGGGCCAGGUUUGCCAGUGCUAGCUCGUCCUCUCCUGCGACGAACUCAGACGAGUUUCAGAAGCUCAUGGGCGUUUGUUAUGGUGCGGCAGGCAUCGCGCAUCUUUUCGAUCUGCUUGGACCGAACCUGCUGCCUGCCAUGGCUGGUGCGCCAAGCUUUCAGGAGCUCCCACUGCCAGGUCAACUUGCAGCCUUGUUCUGGUGUGCAACGGGUCCGAUUGCUUUUGCUGCAACGAGGCUGACCUCUAGGCCUUUUGGAGAUGCCUCUCUCGCUUUCUAUGGGCUCUAUGAGAUUGGCCUGGCAGCAUCGGUGACUGCAGCAUAUCCAUCAGCCGGCGUGCAGGGUGUGCUCAACGCCGUGCAAGUGCAGCUUGUGGUAUUGGCAGCUUAUGUCUUUACAGCCUGGAAGGACCAGCAGAAUGAUUCCACAUGA